AUGGAAGGGCCCCUGGAGUAUGGGGAUGAAUCCCCAGACUCCCAGGGCCAUGCCACAGAUUGGAGAUUUGCUGUGUGCGGUUUCAGGGAUGCCUGGGAGGAGGAGGAACCUGCUCCCCAGCUGCAGGUCAAGGACUCCAAACCUCUAAGUGCACCAGCAGGGGCAGCCCAGGGUGAAGGGCUACACAGCAGCCCUUUGUCCAGGGAGCUUCAAUUACCCCCAGAACAGAUGGCUUCAGAUGGGCCAGGAGAUGCCCAGAAGAUUACAUUAGGAGGCUCCUCAGUCCAGUCAAAGGAGCUGGCCCCCUCUGGAGUGGAGAGUCUCCUGUGUCCCACGUCGUCCCACCUCAGCCUGGCACAGGGUGAGAAUGACAGCUCAGGGAUAGGCUUGGUAGGGGACCCAGAUCCAAGCAGGGCAAUUCUAGCCAGCUUGGGCCCUGGGGAGUUGGACAGUGACCCUGUGGACCUUGGAGACACUUUAUCAGAGACAUCAUCAAAGCUGCUGGAGGCAGACUCCAGCGGAUCCAGCCUUCCUAAGCCUACUGACUGUCUCCUGGCCCAGGACCUCACCUGGGAGCUGCUGGCCAGUGGCAUGGCUACCUUGCCAGGGACUAGGGAUAUAGAAGGCCGAGCAGUACUGCUUCUGUGUGCCCACAGCCCAGCCUGGGUUCACCCCAAGUGUAGCAGCCAUGAAUUCAUCCGCCUCCUGCUGUACCUGCGAAGCAUCCCCAGGCCCGAAGUACAGGCCCUGGGACUGACAGUGCUAGUUGAUGCCCGAAUUUGUUCCCCAAGCUCAUCCCUGUUCUUGGGGCUCGGCCAACUACAAGAAGCAGCCCCAGGGUCGGUGCACCAGGUGCUGCUAGUAGGAAAAAUGCCAGAGGAGGUGCCUUCUGGCCUACAGCUGGAGCAGCUGCCCUCUUAUCAGAGCCUGCUGACCCACAUCCCCACUGCGGGGUUGCCCACUUCACUGGGAGGAUAUCUGCCUUACUGUCACCAGGCCUGGCUGCAUUUCCGGAUGCGUCUGGAAGCCCUACUGCAGAGCUGCCGAGAGGUUUGUGCCCUGCUCCAGGGGGCCAUCAAGAGUAUGAAGGCUGUGCCCCAGCCCGUGGAGUGUGGGGAAGCUGGUCAGCUGCUACGGCAGGCACGGGUCCUGAUGCAGCAGGUGCUAGACUCACCACAGCUGGCAUGGCUACAAUGCCAGGGGGGCAUGGAGCUGGCGCGGCUGAAGCAGGAGGUCCUGGAGGUGAUCCUAAGUCCAGACUACAGGCCAGCAGUGGACAAGGCUGGUGAGCUGUAUGGCCGUGUGGAUGGACUGCUGCAUCAACUGACCCUUCAGAGCAACCAGCGAGUACGGGCUCUAGAGUUGGUUCAGAUGAUGGAAGGCCAAGAGGGCAGGCUGCACCAGAUUGAAGUGUGGCUACAGCAGGUGGGCUGGCCAGCACUGGAGGAGCCAGAGGAUCCCUCACUGGACAUGCUGCUCCAGGCCCAAGGCCCUUUUCGGGAGCUGGACCAGGUUGCCCAAGAGCAGGUCAGGCAAGGGGAGAAGUUUCUACAGCCGCUGGCUGGCUGGGAGGCAGCCGACUUGGGCCCCUGUGGAGCGCGAUUUCUGGCCCUGCGAGCCCAGCUGACUGAAUUCUCUAGGGCUUUGGCCCAGCAGCGCCAGCGGCUGGCAGAUGCUGAGAAGCUGUUUCAGUUCUUCAAGCAGGCCUCAACGUGGGCUGAGGAGGGACAGCGGGUGUUGGCAGAGCUGGAGCAGGAGCGCCCAGGGGCUGUGCUGCAGCGGCUGCAGCUGCACUGGACAAAGCACCCUGACCUGCCUCCUGCACACUUCCGAAAGAUGUGGGCUCUGGCCUCAGGGCUGGGAUCAGAGGGCAUCCGCCAGGAGUGCCGCUGGGCCUGGGCGCAGUGCCAGGACACCUGGCUGGCCCUGGAUCAGAAGCUAGAGGCUGCCCUGAAGCCACCAUCGGUGGGUAGCACAGCUAGCCUGUGUGUCAGCCGGGUCCCCAAUGUACCUGCCCCACCUCCCCUGAGGAAGUCCUACAGCUUUGAUCGGAAUCUGGGGAAGAGUCUCAGCAAACCUACCCAUCACUGCCACCGUGCGGCCAUUGUCACUGCCUGCCACGGACCAGAGGCUAGAGGAGGUGCCCAGCCCCAGCUAUCCCCUCCUGUGCCUCCACUAGGCAGCUCUGACCCCAGGAGUCCCAGCAGGCUACAGCUGGUGCUGGCAGAGAUGGUGGCUACCGAGCGGGAGUAUGUCCGGGCCCUCGACUACACCAUAGACAACUACUUCCCUGAGCUGGAUCGCCCUGAUGUGCCCCAGGGCCUCCGCGGCCAGCGUACCCACCUCUUUGGCAACCUGGAGAAGCUGCGUGACUUCCAUUGCCAUUUCUUCCUGCGUGAGCUGGAGGCUUGCACCCGGCACCCACCCCGAGUGGCCUAUGCCUUCCUGCGCCACAGGGUGCAGUUUGGGAUGUAUGCGCUCUACAGUAAGAACAAACCUCGCUCUGAUGCCCUGAUGUCCAGCUAUGGUCAUGCCUUCUUCAAGGACAAGCAGCAAGCACUGGGGGACCACCUGGACCUGGCCUCCUACCUGCUGAAGCCCAUCCAGCGCAUGAGCAAGUAUGCGCUGCUGCUGCAGGAGCUGGCACGGGCCUGCGGGGGUUCCACGCAGGAGCUGAAUGCCCUGCAGGCAGCCCAGAGCCUUGUGCACUUCCAGUUGCGACACGGCAAUGACCUGUUAGCCAUGGACGCCAUCCAGGGCUGUGAUGUCAACCUCAAGGAACAGGGGCAGCUGGUGCGACAGGAUGAGUUCAUGGUGCGCACUGGGCGCCACAAGUCCCUACGCCGUGUUUUCCUUUUUGAGGAGCUGCUGCUCUUCAGCAAGCCUCGCCGUGGGCCUGCAGGUGUUGACACAUUUGCCUACAAGCGCUCCUUCAAGAUGGCAGACCUUGGCCUCACCGAGUGCUGCAGGGACAGCAAUCUGCGCUUUGAGAUAUGGUUCCGUCGUCGCAAGGCCAGGGACACCUUUGUUCUUCAGGCCUCCAGCUUGGCCACCAAGCAGUCCUGGACGGCUGACAUCUCCCGCCUGCUCUGGCGGCAGGCUGUCCACAACAAGGAGGUGCGUAUGGCUGAGAUGGUGUCCAUGGGUGUUGGGAACAAGGCGUUCCAGGACAUUGCCCCCAGCGAGGAAGCUAUCAACGACCGCACCAUCAACUACAUCCUAAAGUGCCGAGAAGUUCGCUCUCGGGCCUCCAUUGCUGUGGCCCCAUUUGACUAUGACAGCCCCUACCUGGGGGCCUCGAGCUCCCUUCCUGGAGACCCUGCCUCUUGCUCUGUUCUGGGGCCCCUCAACCUGCACCUAUAUAGAGACCCAGCUCUUCUGGAUCUCCGCGGGCCCCUGUAUCCUCCCAACUUCCCAGAGGAAGCAGCGCUGGAGGCUGAGGCGGAGCUGGGCAGCCAGCGCUCUCUGACUCCUGAGGACUCAGAGGUCUCAUCCCAGUGCCCAUCAGCCAGUGGCUCCAGUGGCUCUGACAGUAGCUGUGUGUCAGGGCAGGCCCUGGGCAGGGGCCUCGAGGACUUGUCCUAUGUGAGUGCCAUCUUGCCCUAUACUCACCAGCCCCUCCCCAGCCUGCCUUUCCUGUAGGCAGAGCUGGGGGUGGGCAGGCCAGAGCUAUUCUCCAGAGACCUCCCUAGACUCAGAGCUAGGGAAACAGGCAUUCAUGCCU
Lemur catta (Ring-tailed lemur) is the source of this 3724-nucleotide messenger RNA. It is a transcript of the gene PLEKHG4, whose product is annotated as pleckstrin homology and RhoGEF domain containing G4. NCBI's taxonomy places the organism in Eukaryota, Metazoa, Chordata, Mammalia, Primates, Lemuridae. Gene Ontology annotation, molecular function: guanyl-nucleotide exchange factor activity. The transcript is spliced from 20 exons. The coding region runs from base 1 to 3642 and encodes 1213 amino acids. The record is from RefSeq and is a predicted model, not a curated record.